Mucor mucedo is the source of this 1766-nucleotide messenger RNA. RefSeq lists its product as uncharacterized. The transcript has 4 exons. Gene Ontology annotation, biological process: regulation of DNA-templated transcription. The record is from RefSeq and is a predicted model, not a curated record. NCBI's taxonomy places the organism in Eukaryota, Fungi, Mucoromycota, Mucoromycetes, Mucorales, Mucoraceae. Gene Ontology annotation, molecular function: DNA-binding transcription factor activity; sequence-specific DNA binding. Bases 11 to 1756 code for a protein of 581 amino acids.
AAACAAAACAAUGUACCAAGCUUCGUCGAACGAAGCAGAAAAAAAAGUGCCAAAGAAGCAGUUCAAAACAAUUGCACCAACCACUGUGACUACAACCACACCCCAGGCACCAACCUUACAAAAGAAUGUUCCCCCCUUUUUAAACAAACUAUACAGUAUGGUUAGUGAUCCAGAGUCUGAUGAACUUAUAUGCUGGGCUGAAGAUGGAGUUUCGUUUUUUGUUAAUCGACAGGAAGAUUUCGCUCGUAAAGUUUUACCUCGUUUCUUUAAACACAAAAAGUUCUCUUCAUUCGUUCGGCAACUCAACAUGUACGGGUUUCAUAAGGUACCUCAUUUACAGCAAGGUGUAUUGGAAACUGAUGGUGAAUCGGAACGUUGGGAAUUCAGUAAUCCUCAUUUUCAGCGUGAUCAACCGGAUCGUUUGCUUUUAGUAAACCGAAAAAAGGGACCCAACACAGACGAAAAAGAAAUCUCUAGUAUAGAUUUACAUCAUAUCUUGGAAGAAAUUCAAUCGAUUAAAAAGCAUCAAACGAAUAUUUCAACACAACUCCAGAAUAUACAACGAGAUAAUCAAGUACUUUGGCAAGAAACAAUUGCAGCGAGGGAGAGACAUCUUCGUCAUCAAGAAACUAUUGAUAAAAUUCUUCGGUUUUUGGCAUCCGUGUUUUCAAGUAAGGAAAAAAGACCUGCUAUUCCGAGAAAAAGAAGGUAUCUUUUGGGGCCUGCUGAUGGCUCGGAUCACGAUGAAGGUGAUGUCAACGAACCAGAUAAUGGGGUUCGGAAUUCGGCAACUUCGAUUACUGAGGAAAGCCGUAAAGCUAAUAAAAAGCCCCGCCAAAAUGAACCUACUACAUCUUUUAAUAUUGAUGAUUAUGUCAGUGGUAAAAAUGAGCUAUUGGAAUUGAGUAAUGCUCUACCUGAACACCUAAAAGAUUCUGCUACAAAUACCACGUCUUCGGAUUUAGAAGAUGCUAUCGCACUAAACGAUCAAUCAAAAAUUGAUCAUUCUGCAUUGGCAUCAAUAAAUGACUUCUCCAAUAUCGCCAAUAUACCUCAAUUACAAAACCUUCAAAGCUUGAUCACUUUAGCUCAAUCUAAUCCUGAACUACUCAAUCAAUUAACAAACGAAGCAUUUUACGGCAAUUCAACAGGACCUUUUACCGACCAAAGUGACCAGCAGUAUAACAACAAUAACAGCUACAUGAAUAAUGACAAUAAUAGCAACAACGGUAUCAAUACUUAUACUGCGAACAACAACAACAGCAAUAAUAAUGAUAACACUAAUAAGAAUAAUUCCUUUGACUCGUCGUUUAACCAAUAUAAAUCCGCCUCUGUGCUGACAUCGUCGCCAUCAGCAAUAAACACAAUUGAUAAUCAACAACAAGCAGCUCGAACAAUCAAUCAAGUCACAAAUACUAUCUCAAAUAUCACUCAUACAGCUGACGCAUUAAAUCAAGACAUUGACGACCUUGGGAUUAGCCUUCAAGCGUUAGCCCAUCAUUUAGGAUUUGACCCAACUAAAGGAACGCCUGCUGAUGACGAUAAAAUUGAUGAAGAUGAAGAUGACUUAUUGGACAUGGACGAAUUUCUAAAUACAUACGGUCCGGAUGUACAUCCUGAAUUGAUUGAGACGGGGACAGAAACAGAUUCCAUCAUAUUAGAAUUGCCUUCUUCGACUGCUAUUGGGCGAUCAUCUAGUCCUGUAGUUAGUACACCUGGAUCGGUCACAUCCACGCAGACUACUAAUAAAAUGUAACAAAAUGUAA